Molecule: messenger RNA, 1056 nt
Organism: Phalacrocorax carbo (great cormorant)
Lineage: Eukaryota; Metazoa; Chordata; Aves; Suliformes; Phalacrocoracidae
Source: RefSeq, a predicted model, not a curated record
CGUAGCGCCGUGCUUUGGCGUCAUCUGCAGGCGCCGGGAGCAGCCGGUAGCUUCGGCCGGCGCUAUGAGUGCGGAUGAUGAGCUGAGCCUGCUGGUCAUCGUCAUUGACACGAACCCGAUCUGGUGGGGAAAGAAGGCGCUGGGGGAAGCUGAGCAGUUCACCCUAUCAAAAUGCAUCGAUGCAGCGAUGGUACUGGGAAAUUCACACUUAUUUAUGAAUCGCACCAACAGACUCGCUGUAAUAGCGAGUCACACGCAAGAAAGCCGUUUCUUGUACCCUGGGAAGCGUUGGGCUUUUACAGAUCUCUUUGGAGAUGGUGGUAGUUCCAUGGAAUCUAAUUGCUCUGGCAGCAAGGAUGGAAAAUAUGAAUUGUUAACAGCAAUAAAUGAUGCAAUUGCAGAAGAGAUUAAAGACCUCAUGACAAAAACUGACAUGAGGGGCCAGCAAACAGAAACUCUGUUAGCAGGAUCACUUGCUAAAGCACUUUGUUAUAUCAACAAGAUGAGCAAAGAGGUAAAAGCCAAUCAAGAAAUGAAAUCAAGAAUUUUGGUCAUAAAAGCAGCAGAAGACAGUGCAUUGCAAUAUAUGAAUUUCAUGAAUGUGAUCUUUGCAGCACAGAAACAGAGUAUUUUGAUUGAUGCCUGUGUCUUGGACUCUGAUUCAGGUCUUCUACAACAGGCUUGUGACAUUACGGGUGGCAUAUAUCUGAAAGUGCCACACAUGCCAUCCCUUCUGCAGUAUUUGUUGUGGGUAUUUCUCCCUGAUCAAGAACAAAGAUCACAACUUGUCCUUCCACCUCCUAUUCAUGUUGACUACCGAGCUGCAUGCUUCUGUCAUCGAAAUCUUAUUGAAAUUGGUUACGUGUGUUCUGUGUGUUUGUCAAUAUUCUGCAACUUCAGCCCUAUUUGUAGUACAUGCGAGACUGCUUUCAAAAUAUCAUUGCCACCUGUCAUGAAAGCUAAGAAGAAAAAAUCAAAGUUAGCUGCAUAACAACGUUAUGUAAAUACACCAUUACCUCUUCCAGUAAUUCCAUUAAAUGGAACAUACGUGAGAAA